Messenger RNA from Nothobranchius furzeri (turquoise killifish), 4745 nucleotides. It is a transcript of the gene pigo, whose product is annotated as phosphatidylinositol glycan anchor biosynthesis, class O. NCBI's taxonomy places the organism in Eukaryota, Metazoa, Chordata, Actinopteri, Cyprinodontiformes, Nothobranchiidae. Gene Ontology annotation, molecular function: mannose-ethanolamine phosphotransferase activity. Gene Ontology annotation, cellular component: endoplasmic reticulum membrane. Gene Ontology annotation, biological process: GPI anchor biosynthetic process. The record is from RefSeq and is a predicted model, not a curated record.
ACUGAAAAACCAGUCCUCCGUGAAUUUCCGCCGGGUUCCCUGCACGCUAGAGUUCCUACCUGUAAUCUCGCUGUACCAGAAUCAGUGAAGGACAAUGUGCCUCUCCGUUCGCCGUCUACCUGAGAUACCCGUACCACCUUGUUGUUGUUGUUAACACACACAUUCACCUCCGGCCGAGAGAGGACGGAACCUCAUCCGCUACAAGGAUGAAGGGAACGCGAGUGCUGUCCCUGCUCCUUUGGCUGUGUCUGAUGUACUUCGUGGGCAUCUACCUGUUCGUGGGCGGCUUCUUGCUGGUGAGGAUGGAGGUGAACAGGACCAGCACCUGCGGGGACAUACUCGAGCCUGGGGAUGGGUCUGGGGACUUCUGCGGCUCCCAGCCGCGUUUCCGCAGGGCUGUCCUCAUCAUCAUCGACGCCCUAAAGAUCGACUUCGCCCGGUUUGACCCCAGUAACACGGCGCCGCGACCUUAUGAGAACAAGAUACCUGUGCUGGAGGAGACCCUCUCUUCUAGGCCUCUCCAAAGCCGUUUGUACACCUUCCGAGCAGACCCACCCACCACCACAAUGCAGAGAAUCAAGGGCUUCACCACCGGAUCCUUGCCGACCUUUGUGGAUGUGGGAAAUAACUUUGCAUCCAGCGCAAUCUUGGAGGACAAUCUUAUCCAACAGUUUGGGAAAACUGGCAAACGAGUGGUGUUCAUGGGCGAUGACACUUGGGAGAGUCUGUUUCCCAAGAAGUUCCACCGCUCCCUGCCUUUUCCUUCUUUCAAUGUCAAGGAUCUGCACACAGUGGACAACGGGAUACUGCAGCACCUCUACACAACUAUGAUGGGUGACGACUGGGAUGUCCUGGUUGCCCAUUUUCUCGGGGUAGAUCACUGUGGUCACAGGUUUGGCCCUGACCACCCAGCCAUGGCUGAUAAGCUCACCCAGAUGGACAGUGUCAUCAGGUCUGUGAUCGACCGCCUGCAGAAUGACACCCUCUUGGUGUUGAUGGGAGAUCACGGGAUGACCGACACUGGAGAUCACGGAGGGGAAAGUCAGAAGGAGACUGAUGCUACCCUCUUUCUUUACAGUCCUUCCCCUAUCUUCCCAGCACCACUGUCUCAGACGGAACCAGAUGUGGUUCCACAGACUGACCUGGUGCCCACCCUGGCUCUGCUGCUGGGGGUUCCCAUCCCCUACAGCAGUGUGGGGCAGGUCCUCCUCCCAUUAUUCUCUCCACAUGGGCAGACAGGAAGUGCAGUUGGGGGUCUCAGCCAGCUGGAGGCGCUGUGGAUCAAUGCAAAACAGGUUAACCGUUUCCUGGAGACAUACUCCAGCAUGGCCAAAGAUAUCCCACCAGAAAGCCUCUCCCAGCUGCAGCAGGAAUUUUCCCGCCUGUCCUCUGAGUACCUCCUCACAGCUAGAGAGAGCCGAUUGCCCUCCUCUCACCUGGUCUCUGCUCUGCAGGCCUACCUCACCUCCGUCAGAGACAUCUGCCGAGCCACCUGGGCUCGAUUCAAUCCGGUCAAGAUGGCGGCAGGUUUAGUCCUCCUGGCGUCUGUCUGCCUCGUGUGUUUCUUGAUGUCAGAACUCUCCCCGGCACUGAUGAGGGAAAAAACUGCUGGACUGCUGGCUCCGCUUGUUGUUGCGCUCGCUGUGGGGGCUUGUGCUGCAGCUGCCCAGCUGCUCACACGGGGCUACGUGGAGACAGCAUGGUGCCUAGCGGCUGGUGCCUUCAGCUCUGAAAUUCUCUUUUUCUGGAGAGUGUGUAGACUCAGCCCCCCCGCCGUGACAAAGAACGGAGCUAAAGCCUCUAAGCUCUCCAGGUGGCUGGUCCUGCGUCGCCUCCUCACUCCUCCUCUCAUGGUGCCGCUCCUCCGAUGUGCCUCCCUGCUCUCAGACAGUUACGUGAUUGCUGAAGGCCGUGUCAUAACCUUUCUAGUGCUCUCUCUGGUCAUCUACAUUCCUAUUCAUCUCAACUGGAAUGGCUUACUUCUGCCCCCAAGUCCCGAUCCUCUGAAGUCUGCUGGGCUGCUGCCGUCCCCAGCCUUGUCACCAUCAAUAGUGAGGAAAGAGAGUGGGAUCCUCUUAGCUUGCCUUGGAGUUCUCAUUGGCAGCAUGUACCUCUCCCUCUCCUUCCAUGGGUGCAGAGAAGAGCAGGGCUUUUGCCAGCCGUCGCCGUUCCUGUCUCCUCUGUCACGGUUGCAGGACAGCCAGCUGAAGAAUCUGUACUACAUCCUCUCUGUCAUCUCUCUCGGUGUGUUUGCGUAUCUGCUGAGACACUGCCUGUGCCACUAUGGUAAUCUGAACUCCUCGGGUGGCGCGGUGUUCACGGCUCGCUGGAUCCUUCCCCUGCUCUCGGUUUGCCUGGCACUCCACUGGGCGGUUAGCGCCACUCCAGAGGACAGCUUUAGGAAGCUGUCCGAGCUGAUCCGGCUGGCCCAGCUGGCCCUGCCGAGGGCGGCCUUCUGUCUCCUGGGACUCGGGCUGUGUCUCAUCUGGCUUGACCCUCUUACUGUGUUUGUGAAGGCCCGGGCUACUUCUUCAUCCAGAAGUUCAGCCCCUGCUCUGCCUCGCUACAGAGCGAGCACUGGCAUCAGCCCCCAAGCUGAGCUGCGCCACCUGAUCCCUCAGAUUUACCAUCGCAUGCGACGUUCCCUGGAAGAUGGAGAGCUCAGCGGAGGCAUUGAGGCAGACAACAGGCCCACUGUGGAGGCCUACGGACUGGGAACCGUCUACUCUGCCCCUGUGCUGCUGUUCUGGGGAAUGCUGGGAGUUGGACUAUUGCUGUUGCACCCAGAGGGCAUGGCUCUGUCUUUCCUCCUGCUUCUGCUAGAAAUGGGCGCUCUGCUGCACAUUCACGCCUCCUCCGUAAAUCUUAGUGGUGCACACGGAGCUUCUACGGGUGGUUUUACCGUGCCCUGGGCUCCAAUAGUGGUCUGGUCUCUCGCUGCUACCCAGUUCUUCCAUGCCACCGGUCACCUACCCACCUUUCCCUCCAUCCAGUGGGGUGCUGCCUUUGUGGGGUUUCCUGAUGGACACACAGGCACCUUUUUACCUGCAUUGCUGGUUUCCCUCAACACCUUUGCUUCACACAUCCUAUUUGCAGUGGGGUGUCCAUUGCUGCUGCUGUGGCCCUUGGUGCGUGAGGUGCGUGGGAGCAGAGGUGGGAGAGCUUGUGGGGAAGAAGGUGAGGAUGCCGUCAUGGAGAUGAGACUGAGAGAAAACCCAGAGCAGUUCAGCUCCGCUCUUCUGCAGCUGUCGGCACGCUACCUCUUCAUCCAUGGAGUGCAGGUCUUUUCUUCAGUCUGUGCUGCUGCUAUUCUCCGGAGACACCUAAUGGUGUGGAAGGUUUUUGCACCCAAGUUGAUGUUUGAAGCGUUGGGGUUCCUGGUAAGCAGCACCGUCCUGCUGAUUGGAGUCACGUUAGUGCUGAGAGUGGACAUGGCGGUGAGCCGCUGGUUUAAAAGACUCAUCCCAGAUGCAGCCAGGUAGCGACGGUGCUACCGCUGGAAUCCACCAGAGCUCACUGUGCCAGGCAAACAAAAAAACAGACGUGUGUGACUGGGGCCCUUUUUACAAAAGGAGAAACGAUAAAACAGGAUUGCCAUGGAUCAUGAGGAUCCUCAAGCUUCUUGAGGGUCUCUGAAGGGCUUCAGAACAAGUGCUGAGGCCUUUGAUUAAGAGUUUUGGAUUAAACUGUCUCAUAAAAAGUGAGCCAAGCCUUUUCAAGGCCAGCGUUGCAUGAGUUAUGUGUGGUUGAGUAAACGGCUUUUAACGAAUAUCUUCUGUUCUUUUCUAACUUAUGAAAUUCUUACCCAAGCCAAUUGGUUUUGCAUGUAGCUAACUGUGCAAAAGUCAGAACACUUCUAGGGUAAGCUGUGCCAGUCUUGGAAAUGCCCGAUACAGACGUACUUGUUACAAUUUAAAAAUUUCCUUUAAAGUCAAAUUGGUCACAUUUUCCAUGUUUAAGCAGUUUUCCCAUUUUACAAUUGAGGCAUAUGAUCAACACACCAAUGGAGAACGCGUUUAUAAUUGAUUUAGCCCAUUUCCUCAUUAAUGAGGAGGUGGAAAAGCUUCCCGAUCAGUUUUCCAGCAGGUUUUCUCCCUUUGAUGAAACUCAUCCAAGUGCUUUACAGCCUGACUGGUGCACGUCUGCAGGGUGAGCGACGAUUCGGGGUACUGCCAAUUCUUGUAACCUCAUGAAUGAACUGACAUUGUUGCUGGUUUCAAUUUGUUUAUUUUUGUAGGGUUUGAUUUUUAACUUAAAUAUGUGUUAAUUAUGUAUUCUAAUCGCUGCUGGGUUUUUCCUUUUAUUUAAAAUCAUCAGACUGUUGCAAACAACUUUUCUCUGGAACAUGUGCCUGACUUGGACUUUUUUUGGGGGGAUAGUGGGGGGAGGGUGUUUGCGGAAGCGUUGGCAAGCUGAUGGUGGAAUUACGUCCAGGAUCUGAUUAAAUGCAUUCACCUGAUUUAUUAAUGCAGGGCGUUCCAGUCAGUCUGGUGAAAUAAUAUUUCUGCACUGCAGCUGUGGUCAGCAGCCUAGGCUCAUUAGCUAAUGCACAAUACUGACAGGUGGCUGUUGUAAAGCCCGGGUUAAGAUUCCCCAGGCUGCUGUGUCCAGGUGAUGAUGAGGAUGCUUUGACCUGGUGGUGUGAUGAUGGAACCUAUUUGUUUUUAAAAUGUUUUACACAUAACUGAAUAAUAAAUUAAGGUUUGUACAUCCUGAAAAAACUAAUAAAUCUUUUCUAUAUUUGG